UUUAUAUAUUAUUUUCUCCUUCCAUCAACUGUACAUAUCUGAACUGAUUCUCACUCGAAAGUUAAAUGGUCGAUAACAUUAACCAUGCGUAUUAUUCAAUUGAACAUAACAUGGGUUAUGAACAUUCUGCUUAGUUUUCAGUUAGAAUUCACUUGGAACAGCUGGAAGUUUCUUAUAUAUAUUUUUCUUUUCAAUUCUGUUUCAUCUUCAUCUAAUCUCAUACAGAACAAAUUUCUCCUCAACCGUUAUCAUUAUCAUCUUAUUAUUAUUAUUAUUAUAUCAGAAUAUAAAUCCCAUGUAAUAACUUUUACUCUGUGGUGUGAAAAUAAAAAGGUAGAAUCAAAAUUUAUUUCCAUUGAACGAAAAUUAUUGAAGAGAAAAAAAAAUAACAAACUAAAUUAACUGAUUGCUGUAAAUGGAUUUUCAAGUUAAAAGUUAAUCAAUACAUCCAUGGACAUUGUGUGUAAGUUAAUAUUCAUCCUAUCAUCAUCAAAAUCAUCAUCAAAAUCAUCAUCAUCAUCAUUUAUCAACAACAAUAUUUUUCAUAAAUUUUCCUCAUCAUUUACUCUUGAAUCAAAUUUGUUAAUCAAUUAUUGACAUUGAUAUAUUCUGGGAAUAUAUAUAAAUUAUCAUAAUACUUGAUGAAACCAUUAAAGUCAACAAUCAACUUGAAUUGAUUACAACCAAAUUGUGAUUAUUUUUCUGUGGAUAUCGAGGACAAUUUAAAUAUAAAUAUAAAUCGUUACAAGGUGAAAAUUAAUCAACUGAAUGUGAUUAAUACGAUAAAAGUGAAAUUAACCUUCAAAAUUUUCAAUACUAUUCCAAGAUUAUGAUAUUAUCAGUACGAACCAAAUUUAAAAUGAGCUUCAAACUUUGAUAAUUAAUUUAAUCAACUCACAUGUUACUAUGGUUGAUCAAACGAUCCAUCAGCCUGAAUUUAUCAUGAACAAUAUGAGUUGGCCUAGUGGUUGUUUACCCUCAAUGGUCAACGAUUAUAUCAACUCGACCAAUUCAAAUAGUUUCAUUCCCUCACCAACGUUUCCCGGUUCAAUAGCACCAGUCGCCGCCACAGCAGCCGCAGUAGCCGGAGUAGCAACCUUAGCUUCAUCGGUAUCAUCAUCAGCUUAUCCAAUAUCACCAUUCUCCUCAUCUUCUGCCCUAGGGGUAUCUUCAUCAUCAUCGUCAUCAUCAUCUUUACCCUUUUCCACAUCUUAUCCAUCAAGUUCAGCAGCAUCUCUUGUAAAUUCAUCUCUCACCUCACUUGAUUCAUUUAGAUCAUAUAAUCCUGAAUGUAAUUCAACCAUGGAAGAUGCCUUCAUUGGUGGCUAUUCAGCCCUGGUCCUUGAAUUUACCAAAAUUUUGUACGGAAUCGUUUGUCUGGUCGGACUUUGUGGUAAUACACUGGUUCUUUAUGUGGUCCUACGUUUCUCUAAGAUGCAAACAGUGACCAACAUGUACAUCUUUAACCUUGCCCUUGCCGAUGAAAUGUUCCUCAUCGGUUUACCCUUUCUAAUAGCAACCGUUAAAUAUAAAUCUUGGCCUUUUGGUCAAGUAAUGUGUCGCAUUUACAUGAUAACAACUUCAAUAAAUCAAUUUACUUCUUCCCUCCUAUUAACCGUUAUGUCUGCAGAUCGUUAUAUUGCCGUUUGCCAUCCAAUCUCAUCACCUCGAUAUCGAACACCUUUUAUUGCCAAAUUUAUUUGCCUCACCGUUUGGACAGUUUCCGCUCUUCUAAUGGUUCCCAUUUACCUUUACACCCAAGUUCUCACCCAUGGACAAACCGCUUCGUGUAACAUUGUUUUCCCAGAGAACGAGUAUAUGAAUGGUCAACGGGCUUUCACCCUUUACUCUUUUACCUUAGGAUUUUUUAUACCUUUUAUCCUAAUCUUUCUUUUCUAUUUUCUUGUUAUAUGUAAAUUACGAACUGUUGGACCUAAAAAUAAAUCUAAAGAAAAGAAAAGAUCACAUCGAAAGGUAACCUAUUUGGUUUUAACGGUGAUAACGGUUUACGUUGCCUGUUGGCUUCCCUAUUGGAUUGGUCAAGUUUAUAUUACCUUUCAAAAGCCAAAUGUCCGUCAUUCUGACCUUUGUGUUUGCAUAUUAUUACUUGCUGGUUGCCUCUCAUAUGCCAAUUCAGCGGUUAAUCCGAUACUUUAUGCUUUUCUAAGUGAAAAUUUCAAGAAAAGUUUUGCCAAAGCGUUUACCUGUGCGGCAGGUAAGGAUGUUAAUGCUGCUCUUCAUGUUGAGAAUUCAGUUUUCCCAAGAACCACCCGAGGGUCAACUAAAGGUACAACUAUUGGUGGAGGUGGUGGUUUAAGUAUCGGUAUAACAGGAUGUGGAGGUAAUGGAGGUGGCGGCGGUGGUGGUGGUGAUGGCGAUGGAUCUGAUUAUCAUCAUCAUACUCAUCUUCUUCCUGGAAGUUCAUACAAUUGUAAUCUUAAUCCAUCUCAAGGUGCUUAUAUUGAUCAUCUUUCCGGAUCAGAAAUUGGCCUUAAUCAGGCUGGAAGUAUAAGUGGCGGUGAAAGUGGUAAUUCAAUGGAGAUUAAUAUUAGUAACUCAAUUAAUUGUUCCCAAUCAGUAACAGUUAACACGACAACAAAUGGUAAAUUAAUUGAUCAUGAUAAUGAAGCAGUUACUUUUGUUAAUUUACUCUCAAGGAAAAAUGAUUCUGAUGCUAAUAUAAUAAUUAAUAAUGAAAAUGAUAAAAUUUACAAUGAAUCAACAGAUGAUGAUGAUGAUGAUGAUAAUGUUAAUGAUGAUGAUGAUGAUGAAGAUGAUGGUAAUCAUGUUGAGCUUAUAAAUCGUAAUAAAAAAAGUGAUCACCAAUUUAAUAUAUCAUUUAAUUGUGAACCUUCCCAGGGAAUUGUUAAUUACUCUUGCUGUUCAGAUGAUGGUCCAAUUAAUUCAACUAAUUUAGUUAAUGAAAAUAAAUCAAUCAACAGAAACAAUAAUAAUAACAUUAUUAUCAAUAAUAAUGCGAUAACAAAAGUUGUACCUUUAAUCAGAAAUGGAAUCACAUCUAACCGAUCAUCAGUUAAUAGUAAUAAUAAUCAACAGCAACAAUCAAUUGAUUUUGAGUCAGCUCAUCUUUAAUUGUUGCGAAAAGCAGAAACAAAAAUAUUUAAUAAACAAUAAUUGAACAAUUUAUUAAUUGCUACAAAAUGAUUAACAGAAAAAUUUUAUCCUUCACUUUUCAAUAUUAUAAGAAAAAUAUAUAUAUCAAUCAAGUAUUUGUGUUAUAAUCAAUUCUAAUGAUUAAUAUUAAUUGUUAUAAUCAAUUGUGUAUUAAUUGACUAGCCUUUGAUUAAUUUCAUUAAGAUUUAUUAAAUCAUCAUCAUCAUCAUCAUCAUCAUCAUUAAGCUUUAAUCAUCAAUUGAAAAACACUGACCAAUAAUUUUAAUUGUUUCUUUUUAAUUGUAAAUAAAAUCAACAGAUUAAUCUUAUUUAUUUGUAAAUUAAUUGCGAUGAUUAAGUUUAAAAAUGGAAACGGUAACAACAAUUAAACUAAACAAAGUUAAUCACUCAACUCAACUGAAAAUCUUGUUUUUCUCAUCAACAAUUAACAUCAACAAUUAUAAUUGUAUAAUUAUCAUCAAUUCAGUUUAAUCAUUUUCUCUCGUUUUUUUUUUCAUUAUUUUGUUUGAUUGUCUUUUAAAUCAAUUUAAUUACAAGUUAAUUGUUUCUAUUAUUAAAAAGAAGCCUUAAUUUAACCCUUACAACUAUUAACAAUUUACAAUGGAAUCAAAAACAAUUAAGAUGAACAAAAUUCAGCGAAAGGAUUUAAAUUGUUGGUUAAUCAAGUUAAUCAAAUAAGCUACAAUUAAGCGAAAAUAAUAAUAAAUGGAAAUUGGAACCAAUAGAAGAUUUUAAUUAAUUGCAAUUAAUUUUUGUUUUCCGUUUAAAAAUUAAUUCUGUUCAUCUUUUUUUUUGUUGUUAAUUCGACGAGAAAAAAAAAAUCUAAUUAAAGUUAAUUUGAUUUCCAAAAACUUUUCUGUUACAAAUUCUGAGCAAAUUGAUUUAAAAUUUCAAAUGAAUUAAUUGAAUGAAAUACAAUAUCAUCAUCAUCAUUCAUUCAUU
Messenger RNA from Panonychus citri (citrus red mite), 4077 nucleotides. RefSeq names its product tachykinin-like peptides receptor 99D. The record is from RefSeq and is a predicted model, not a curated record. Gene Ontology annotation, biological process: G protein-coupled receptor signaling pathway. Gene Ontology annotation, molecular function: G protein-coupled opioid receptor activity; peptide binding. The coding region runs from base 907 to 3093 and encodes 728 amino acids. Lineage: Eukaryota; Metazoa; Arthropoda; Arachnida; Trombidiformes; Tetranychidae. Gene Ontology annotation, cellular component: neuron projection; membrane. The transcript is spliced from 2 exons.